This is a messenger RNA of Euleptes europaea (tarantolino), 1203 nucleotides long. RefSeq names its product BPI fold-containing family B member 4-like. Gene Ontology annotation, molecular function: lipid binding. The coding region runs from base 1 to 1203 and encodes 400 amino acids. The record is from RefSeq and is a predicted model, not a curated record. The transcript is spliced from 14 exons. Lineage: Eukaryota; Metazoa; Chordata; Lepidosauria; Squamata; Sphaerodactylidae.
AUGAAGGCAGCCAUCUUUGCCUCUUGCCCCUCCCCCAAUGACUGGUUGCACAUCGUGAAGGUCUUCCUUCCCGACGUCUACGUGGAGCUGAAGACAAAUGCGACGACACGAUUCCAUCUCAAAGUCAGGCUGCACCUCAGUGCUCAAUACUACUUCGGCCACCUCUUUGAAAGGAUCGACACCAUCAUAGACGUGCACUUUGUGGCCAGUGCCCAGUUUCAGAACUAUUCAGCGGGCAUCGUCCACCUCAAGUACGAGACGUGUGAAACGGGGUUCACCGUUGCACAAAUCAUCUGCCCGUCGUACUUGAUGAAGACACAAGUGAGGCCCCUGGUGCAGGAGAUCCUCAGAGCCACCCUGCCCAGUGCGCUUUGCCAAGCAGUGAAACUAGUUGGCAACGUGGCAUUAUUUGAUUUUCUGUAUACAGCAAAUGUGUUGGUCUCAAUCCGCUCAGCAACAUCGCUCCAGUAUCAGCUGGCCGCACUGCCACAGUUAACGCCCAUCUCCUUUGCCGUGAAAUUAAACAUCUGGAUACGAACUGCUGGACGAUUCCUCUCCAUUCCUGCGAGUGAUCACCCUAUCGCUUUCCCUUCCCUGAAGGGCAACGAUCUCUGCAUGCUGUUCACCCAGGAUGCUAUUAAUGCCAUGCUCCCUGUGGUGAUCCGGGUUGCGCCUCAGGAGUUCAUUACCAGGCCACAAGUGUUCUCUGGUUCCAUGCAGCUCAUAAAUGCCGUGGCCCUUCUUCUUUCUCAUCAAAAGUGUCCCAGGUGCCCCGAUAAGUCUCCUCUGAGAAUUCUGCUCAAUGUGGUCGAACCCGCAGCGAUGGUCCUGCAGUCCAGCAGCGCCCACCUCCAGCUGGCCCUCGAGAUCGCGGUGGCUGCCAAGGACCCCCUCGGGACCAUCACCGACCUCUUCGUCCUCAAGGCGAACCUCAAACUGAGUGUUGAGAUGUCCGUCCACGACUCCAGACUGAUCUUCCACACAACUCUGAUCAGAGUUGACCUGCUUGUGAUUUCCACAGACAUCGGACACAUUUCUGUUUCCAGUCUUACAAGGUGGAUUCAUCUUCUUCUAGUGGAGACAUUCGUGCCGCGCAUCAAUGAUUGCCUGAAUGCUGGGCUCCCCGUGCCUUCUCUGUUGAACAUUAAAGUGGAUUACCCAAAGUUUUUGAUUUUGCAGGGCUCCCUUGCACUGUGUGUAUGA